UUGUUUAUGUGUAUACAAUAGAACAAAAGACAAAACACAAUCCUUGCUUUAUCAUAAUAAUGACGUAUAAUUUCCAUUGCAAAAGCUAUUUUCGUUGAUUACAUUUUACAAACGAUAAUCUAAUUUGCUACAGUUUUAAUCAUCAGUUUCUUUAGGGAUAAAUUGAGGACAGAAAUGUUGAAUUGAUUUCAGUAGUAGGUACAGUACGGUACUCCACUUAGUACAUUUUUAAUUUAUUUAAUAAACGUCAUGAUACUAUUAUUAAAGUAUUUUUCAUCAAUUGUUAUAUUUGGCCAGUUAUUUUCAAAUGUUUUUUGUGUUCAAAAUAUUCUUUUGAUAGUAGUAAAUGAUCUUCGACCAGCUUUAGGCUGCUACAAUGACAAAAAUGCCUAUACCACUCCUCACAUUGACGAGUUAGCUGCAAAUAGUUAUGUAUUUACCAGAGCAUUUGCUCAGCAAGCAUUGUGCGCACCCAGUCGCAACUCAUUUCUGACGAGUAGAAGGCCCGACUCUCUCCUCUUGUACGACUUCUACAGCUAUUGGCGACAUGUCGUUGGAAAUUUUACCACUCUGCCACAGUUCUUCAAGGAACGCGGCUACGUCACCAAGUCCAUUGGCAAAGUGUUUCAUCCAGGUUUGUGUUAUUACCAUCCGUUGGAGAAUGUGCCAUUGCCGGACAACAGACAGCGACCCUAUGGAUCGCCGACGGUCGCUUGGAAUCCGUGGAACGAUUUGCGCGAAAGGGACGACAUUGCCAAACUCAAACUGCUCUUUCCGUUUCAACCAAUGCCAGUGGAUUGGAUGAAAAGCAUAAUCCAGAGUUACAACGCGGCAGUUACUUACAUUGACGAGUUGAUUGGUGAACUGCUGCUGACACUUGAAAACGAAGGAUUAGAUAAUAAUACAAUUGUCGCACUGAUUGGAGAUCAUGGUGAGUUGUCACUGCUUGGUUCGGAAGCCACCCAAAUCCAUUCGUUUCUUAAUAUGUUUUGUCUAUUACAGUGAAGCACGCUGCACACGGGGACAAUAGUAGCGUCC
This is a messenger RNA of Nilaparvata lugens (brown planthopper), 1038 nucleotides long. RefSeq names its product iduronate 2-sulfatase-like. Gene Ontology annotation, molecular function: iduronate-2-sulfatase activity. NCBI's taxonomy places the organism in Eukaryota, Metazoa, Arthropoda, Insecta, Hemiptera, Delphacidae. The record is from RefSeq and is a predicted model, not a curated record.